CUCAUCCGCAAUUCAUUCUUCUUCUUGCAAAGUUUAAUAUCCAUCGAUUAUGAGCCAGAAAUACAAGGUGACAAUGGAAACUGUCGAGGACACGGGUGAACCCAUGAUACGAGACGGCAGCAAGCCCACAUUUGAUCUCGACGUACUCGGUCAUCCAUCGCACGACGCAAGAGCUCCUUCUGAGGAAGAGAACCUUAGCUGGAAAGAGGUGGAUAAGAUGGAAGAAAAAGCACGUCAGGAGCGACAAAACAGUCAAGACGAGCAAAACAAUGCGCAUGAAACGGCACAAAUGGUUGAUGACUUUAUCCGCUAUCGAAAAUAGUUAGCGAAAAUACAAAAAAAAAAAAAAAAAAA
Zychaea mexicana is the source of this 354-nucleotide messenger RNA. RefSeq lists its product as uncharacterized. The record is from RefSeq and is a predicted model, not a curated record. NCBI's taxonomy places the organism in Eukaryota, Fungi, Mucoromycota, Mucoromycetes, Mucorales, Lichtheimiaceae. The transcript is spliced from 2 exons. Bases 50 to 322 code for a protein of 90 amino acids.